Pyricularia grisea is the source of this 789-nucleotide messenger RNA. RefSeq lists its product as uncharacterized. NCBI's taxonomy places the organism in Eukaryota, Fungi, Ascomycota, Sordariomycetes, Magnaporthales, Pyriculariaceae. The coding region runs from base 1 to 789 and encodes 262 amino acids. The transcript is spliced from 2 exons. The record is from RefSeq and is a predicted model, not a curated record.
AUGACAGUUGCCCAAACCUACCACCAACACAGCGUCACUAUCCAGCAAUUUACUGGGCGCAAGUUGAAAAUGGACUCUGAUGCCUUGGAUGCCUUCCGAGGGGUGAUGAGAAACUACAACACUAGACUUCUUCCAAUAUACAGCCUUUGGGGAAUUCCAUGGUGUCUCCACCUCGAAAAGGACUCGAGGCACGACAAAUACUUCCUGGAUGGCCUUGCUUGGUACCAUCAGGAAAGGGCCAUGCAGGCCCCUGGUCUUCCCAGAAGGAGAAUCGAGUUUCCAUCCUGGUCGUGGGCCGGAUGGGAGGGAAUAGUGUUCUACGAGAAACGAACAUCGCUUUAUUAUGACAGAAAUGGGCCUUUUGAUGCCAGUGCCCGGCUGGCCUCACUGCUGUCAAAAAGCACGGCCGACUUUGACAGCGACGAGACAAAGAGUAUAGUACUGAAUGCGGCCGUCAUUCCAGCAGACAGGAUUUCCAGGUCGACUGAUAAACCUGGCGGCUGGGACCUCAAGACCAAAAAGCCUAUCAAGGACAUGCGGCUUCAUCUCUCAUGUCACAUGAGCGAGGAAGAGCUACAUGACCGUCUACUUGGCCAGGAUACGGUCGUGUGUAUCGAAAUAGGUCGUAUCUUUGCUCAUCAUUUUUUCAUGGUUCUAGAAAAGAGAGGCCCAGAUGAUAAUAUGGGGUACUCCAGAAUAGGGCUAUUUGUAGCCGUUCUUGGAUCUAUGGAGUUUGGUAAUAUUAGGAGUUAUCAUGAUGGGGGUCGCAGGGACUGGGUGAUCUAUUAG